Messenger RNA from Penicillium brasilianum, 1284 nucleotides. The record is from the annotation of a GenBank genome assembly. Lineage: Eukaryota; Fungi; Ascomycota; Eurotiomycetes; Eurotiales; Aspergillaceae.
AUGGCCCCGAGCGAUGUCGAGCGACAAGUAUCCUCCAUAUCGGAGAAGACACAGUCUACAAAUGAAAGUAUCUCAAUUGAGGCCCUACCAGAUGCACCAGAUGGUGGUCUUAAAGCCUGGCUAGCCGCAGCUGGAGGUUCAUGCAUCUUCUUUGCUGCCUUAGGGUUUGCAAAUGCUUUUGGAGUCUUUGAAGAGUACUAUCUGUCGCACCAGCUCAUCGGAAAAUCCGCAGAUGAUGUGGCCUGGAUAGGGUCUCUGGCUGCAUGUCUUCAAUUCGGUGCUGGAGCGCUUGGAGGUCCAUUGUUCGAUCGAUAUGGUGCUUGGGUCAUUCGGCCUGCUGCUGUCCUAUACAUUUUUGCAAUCAUGAUGACAAGCCUAUGCAAGGAAUAUUGGCAAUUCAUUCUUGCACAAGGUAUUCUUAUGGGCUCUGCCAUGGGGCUGAUUCAAUUUCCCGCCAUGGCGGCUGUGACUCAAUACUUCGACAAAAAGAGAGCUGCUGCUCUGGGAGCAGUGGUAGCAGGAUCCUCAAUUGGUGGUGUGGUCAUGCCGAUCGCACUUUCGAAAAUGUUGAACAGCACCAACCUGGGUUUUGGGUGGUCUGUACGGGUAAUUGGAUUUAUGUUGAUUCCCGUGCUUGCCUUCUCAACUAUCACGGUCACGGCACGUCUUCCGCCACGCAAAUCUGCAUUCUUCAUGGCCAAGCCAUUUAAGAACUUCAAAUUCUGCCUCAUCACCGCUGCUAUGUUUUUCACGUUCAUUGGGAUGUUUGCUCCACUCUUCUAUCUUCCUACUUAUGCGGUGUCUCGAGGCAUGGACGCUACCCUUGCCUCGUAUCUGCUCGCCAUUCUCAACGCAGCAUCAACGUUUGGCCGCAUUAUUCCUGGGAUCUUGGCUGACAAGUUUGGCCGGCUGAAUGUCUUCGUGUUUGGUGGGUUUGCAACAGGGGUAGUCAUAUUCUGUUUUAAUCGAGCUGUGUCCACGGCUGCAUUGGUCGUCUACUCUAUCGCGGUGGGGUUUACCUCUGGAACUAUCAUUUCUGGGGGAUCUGCAGCCCUUACCAUCUGCAUCGAGAGCCCUCAGGAGAUUGGAACUUACAUGGGGAUGGCCAUGGGCUUCGCUUCGUUCGCCGCUUUGAUUGGACCUCCUAUUAAUGGAGCAAUGAUCAACCAUUAUCACGGGUUUGGUGAGAUGUCAUAUUUCAGCGGCUCCAUGACAAUUCUAGGUGGCUUUGUUGCACUUGCGGCCAAAGCUGUGACCCCACAGGGAAUCAUUGGAAGAACAUAG